AGUUGCGUUCGCCGCUGUCCUGUCUGGCCGCCCGGUGUCUGCUCCGCGCUCUGCGGCGCUCCCACCCCGAACCCGACAACUCUGCCUCCUCGUUCACCUCCCCGGCUCCCGGACCCCCCCUCCACCCGUUGAAUGCACCAGCGCCGAAAACAUGACGGGCAUCGCCGCCGCUUCUUUCUUCUCCAAUUCCUGCAGGUUCGGCGGCUGCGGACUCCAGUUCGAGUCUCUCGCCGAGCUCAUCGUCCACAUCGAGGACAAUCACAUCGACACAGAUCCGCGGGUCCUGGAGAAGCAGGAGCAACAGCAGCCCACUUACCUGGCCCUAAGCUACAUCAACAGUUUCAUGACAGAUGCGGCGCGCCGGGAGCAGGAGACCAUGAAGAAGAAGGCCACGCCUAAACUGUCCCUGUCCAUCACCGGUGGAGUGUCCAGGAACAGCACGGCCACGCCUCCUCGCCACACCAGCGGUAACCUGACGCCUCCCGUCACGCCCCCCAUCACCCCCUCCUCCUCCUUCCGCAGCAGCACACCUACAGGCAGUGAGUAUGAUGAGGAGGAGGUAGACUACGAGGAGUCGGACAGCGAUGAGUCGUGGACCACAGAAAGCGCCAUCAGCUCUGAGUCCAUCCUCAGCUCCAUGUGUAUGAACGGGGGAGAGGAGAAGCCGUUCGCCUGCCCCGUCCCCGGCUGUAAGAAGAGAUACAAGAAUGUCAACGGUAUCAAGUACCACGCCAAGAACGGCCACCGUACGCAGAUCCGCGUGAGGAAACCCUUUAAGUGUCGCUGCGGCAAGAGCUACAAGACCUCGCAGGGCCUGAGACACCACACCAUCAACUUCCACCCACCCGUCUCCACCGAGAUCCUGCGCAAGAUUCAGGGCUAGAGCCCCGUGCUCGCACCAAUCACGACCCCCAACAUAGCCCUAUCUUGACUUUCCUUACCCGACCCUGUGAUACCCAUCCCCACACACUAAAGGAUCAAGUGCGUGCUUUAAGUUGUUCUAGUUUUCUUUUCUCAUCUUUUUUCUUUGUAUGCGUUACAUUUAUAUAUAUUUUCUUUUCUAUCCAUUUUCUAUCACUUGUAUUUUUGGAAAGGAAAUCUUUGUAGUAUUUUUUAUUGUUGUACAUUUGCACAUUCGUAUAUAUACUAUCAUGUUAUUUUUUUUGUUCUCUUAUUGUUUGACUUACAUAAGGUGCUAACUGUAAAAAACAGAAAGAAAAAGACACAAAAACAAACGAUAUGAAAGAAGAGGAGAAACAGGAAGUGAUGCCCAGCCCUGCCCCCUUUGAUGAAGUUACCGUUAGGACUGAUCUGAGUUCAGCAGUCGUGACACUCCCUUUCCGUUAGCUGCAGAGUUCGCUGAGCUCAGAUCUGUGCCUUCCUAGUAACUCCUGGGGGGUUUCAGUGCGAGACUUAAGUUAUACUUUAAAUAGAUAUAUUGCUAUAUAAACAAUAGACAGAUAUGUAUGUGUACAUAAAAAUAUAUAAAAGUAUUCAUGAGCAUAUACAUAAAUAGUUACACUUUAUUUUCAAGCUUUAUUUUAUAUAUUUUUGUCAGCGUUUCUGUUUUUAUUUCUAUGUAUCAGUAAGUGUUCUUCUCAUUCCUUAUUUGCUGAGACAGCCAGUUGUGUCACCUCCAGAAGUCAAAGUGACUUUGGAUUCAGAGUUUUUUCUCUCUCGCCUGAGAGAUGAGAAGCCGAGACGCCUUUUCGGUUUGUUCCUCUGAAUCGUGCGCGAUGUUUUAAUGUUGAUCGGGAAGGGUUGCUCAGCGCUGAACGUAUUUGGAACACGGCCCAGGCCAACAAAUCUUAAACAUUUCAUCCCCUGCGGAAAGCCAUCCUUGUAUUUCAUAUUGCCAGUGUUUCCUCAUUCAGAGUGCCAGAGCUGUGUUCAAGAGACUUAGCUGUGCGAGCUAAGUUAAGCGUCAAACUGUAUUCCAGUUGCCAAGAUCUUUUGUUUGUUUGUUUUCCCCCCAUGAUGUUGUCAUCAGCUCUCCACUGCCAAACAUUGACCAUACCAUGUGCCUGACGAGGGGGGGGAGGGUGGGAUGAUUUUAAAUCUCCAUCGCACCUCCAAAAUAAUGUGCGGAUGAGUGGAUGUACAUCGACGGAAUGUUUUCAUGCAUGCUUUCUGUGUCGUAACGAGAGGAUGAACGUGCGAAAGAAGAUUUGUAUUCGAAAGAGAUUACCAUCUACAACCUGUCAUUUGUGUGUGUGUGUUGUGGACGAGAGCAUUCCAGUUCAUUGAAUAUGUGUGUGUGUGUGUGUGUGUGUGUGUGUGUGUGUGUGUGUGUGUGUGUGUGUGAUGCGUACAGGCGUACAGGCGCCAUGCGUGUGUGUUUUUUCAGCAGUGUCCAAGUCAUCAGCCUAUAGAGUGUUUCUGUGUUCUGCGCGUUUCCGUGCUCUGAUCUGUUGUGUUGUCUGUGCCAGGCCGCUGGUUGGACUCCUGUGGAGCAGGACGGCUGGCGGUGUUAUGCGUCAUGUAGUGUAGCGGUGGCCGACUUGUUGCCCCCUGACUGGGAUUUCAUCAUCCAUUGCCUCUUAAGAAAAACAAAAGCCUGCGUGCCAAGACACAUUAAUUCAGAACAUAAUUUCCCUCAUCGUGCGCAGUUUUUAAUCCGCAGAUGGCUCAAAGCUCCCUUUUGUUCUUUUGAUGGGUACAAUGACCUCUGACAUGCACACGCCCUCCUGUCCUCCGAGCUGCUGUUGCCAUGGAGACCACUGGGUUUAGAGUGGCGGUGAAACAGGCGUCACUUCAUUUUCUACAUCGUUUUGUUUUUCUGCUAUUCAUUUAAUUCAAUUAGGGUUAAAGAAACAUUUAACCGCCUAAUUAAUGUUUGAAUAUCCUGUUCUAGUUUUAGCGCCUGUACUGUACUUACAAUGCCUUCAACGAGUGUGCUACCUAACGAACAAGCACAAAUGUGUGUGCCUGAAAGACAGCCAUGUCUGUUCUGAAGCACCGAUAAGUCGACCAAGAUCUCUUAAGUCUUGGUAUCAGUUUCAAAGUGCGUCUGUGUGCCGACUACCCUGAAAGUAACCCUGACAUAAUGGUUUGCGUGCGAUGGAAAGGCUCAAUUCCUGCCUUUCAGCGUAAGGGAAGAGUUUACGUGGGGUGGGAUGGACUCAGACUGAGAGUCUCCCGUUGGAGCUCUGUCAAACACUCGUAAAGCCAUCCCCGCUUCACCAUGGCAGUAGUUUCAGCUUUACACGUGGGGCCAAUUGCAGUAUUACACAUACGGGAGAGGAGGAGCGGAGGCUGUGUGCAGAAGGAGGGGGACGAGGGAAGGAGGGGAGGGUUUCAAUGUACAGUGAAUGUAUUGUAACGUGUCUGUCGUCAAGUGCUUUUAAAUUAUAUUUUCGUAUGUAACGUGGAGACUUAAUGUUUCCUUUUUGUAUGGGGGGACAACAGGUUCUGAGCAGAGUGACUUGUAAAUGAUGUCAAACUGUCUUUCUAUAUAAAAGAGAAGCUGCUUAAAUGUAAACAGGAAGUGACUUAAAAAACCCUGUUAAAAAAUAAAGUAAAAAGCUGUU
Molecule: messenger RNA, 3530 nt
Organism: Cottoperca gobio
Lineage: Eukaryota; Metazoa; Chordata; Actinopteri; Perciformes; Bovichtidae
Product: juxtaposed with another zinc finger protein 1-like
Exons: 5
Coding region: 152-883 (243 amino acids)
Cellular component (GO): nucleus
Source: RefSeq, a predicted model, not a curated record